This is a messenger RNA of Chelmon rostratus (copperband butterflyfish), 2267 nucleotides long. RefSeq names its product SLU7 homolog, splicing factor (gene slu7). Gene Ontology annotation, molecular function: pre-mRNA 3'-splice site binding. Gene Ontology annotation, cellular component: spliceosomal complex. The transcript is spliced from 15 exons. The record is from RefSeq and is a predicted model, not a curated record. The coding region runs from base 165 to 1865 and encodes 566 amino acids. NCBI's taxonomy places the organism in Eukaryota, Metazoa, Chordata, Actinopteri, Chaetodontiformes, Chaetodontidae. Gene Ontology annotation, biological process: mRNA splicing, via spliceosome.
CGACAGGACGUGACGUGACGCAAGUGCAGUUGACGUAAAAUGGCGACGAACGUGUGUUAGUCAAAACACAACGGAGGUGCCCGAAUACAGAGCAAGAUACAGAGAAAACUAGCGAUUUUACGUAGGAAACAUCAAGGUACCAAGGUACUUACCAAGGUCCAGUCAUGGCCGAGCAGACUACCAAUGCCACAUCGGAGGGGAUUGUGGGCCUGGAUGAGCCCAAGAAGAUGACCAGGGAGGACUGGAGAAAGAAGAAGGAGCUGGAGGAGCAGAGGAAGCUGGGAAACGCUCCAGCUGAGGUGGACGAGGAGGGGAAGGACAUAAACCCUCACAUCCCACAGUAUAUUUCAUCAGUGCCAUGGUACAUCGACCCAUCCAAAAGGCCCACACUAAAGCAUCAGAGGCCUCAGAGUGAAAAUCAGAGCCAAUACUCAGCCAUUGGAGAGUGGUACAAGAGAGGAGUGCAAGAGAAAACUGUUGCCACCAAAUUUCGUAAGGGAGCUUGUGAAAACUGUGGUGCCAUGACACACAAGAAGAAGGACUGCUUGGAGCGACCCAGAAAAGUUGGGGCUAAGUUCACGGGCACAGGCAUAGCUCCAGAUGAACACGCUCAGAUACAGCUCAGUUUGGACUAUGAUGGAAAGCGGGACCGCUGGAACGGGUAUGAUCCUGAGGAACACCAGCGCAUAGUGGAAGAGUAUGCCAAAGUAGAUCUGGCCAAAAGGACACUGAAGGCACAGAAGCUUCAGGAUGAGCUGGCCUCUGGAAAGCUGGACCCGACUGAGCGGGAACACGACAGCGAGGAUGAGGAUGAAGAUAAAUAUGCGGAUGACAUCGACAUGCCCGGUCAGAACUUUGACUCCAAGAGACGAAUCACUGUCAGGAAUCUGCGUAUCAGAGAAGACACAGCUAAAUACUUGAGGAAUUUGGAUCCAAAUUCAGCAUACUAUGAUCCAAAGACACGAGCUAUGAGAGAGAACCCGUACUCCAACACUGGCAUGAACCCUGACGAAGUGGGGUAUGCUGGGGACAACUUUGCUCGCUAUACUGGGGACACAAUCACCAUGGCUCAAACACAGCUGUUUGCCUGGGAGGCCUAUGAGAGAGGCUCUGAGGUGCAUCUGCAGGCUGACCCCACCAAGCUGGAGCUGCUCCACAAGUCCUUCAAGGUCAAGAAGGAGGACUUUAAAGAGAAACAGAGGGAUGGCAUCCUAGAGAAGUAUGGAGGUGAAGAGCACUUGAAUGUACCUGCGCGGGAGCUGCUGUUGGCCCAGACGGAGGACUACGUGGAGUACUCUCGUCACGGCGCUGUGCUAAAGGGGCUCGAGAAGGCGGUGGCUCGCUCCAAGUAUGAGGAGGACGUGCUCAUCAACAACCACACCUGCAUCUGGGGCUCCUUCUGGAAGGAUGGCUUUUGGGGAUACAAGUGUUGUCACUCCAUGGUCAAACAGAGUUACUGCACAGGAGAGACUGGAGUUAGAAUAAGCAACACAGACUGUGUCCCAUUUGAAGAGGGACUGACCGAGCCACAGGAGGAAGAGCCGCCAAAGUCUCUGCUGGAAAUGCAUCGGGAGAAGGUGAUAAAAGAGAAGAAGAAGAAAAAGAAGAGCAAAAAGAACAAGAAGCACGGCUCUGACAGCAGUGAUUCAGAGAACGAGGAGAAGAAGAAGGAGAAGUUGAAGAAGGCUCUAGAAGCAGAGGACAGGCGGGUGAAGCACAUUGAGACAAUAAUGCAGCUGGAUGAGAGGAAGAGGCCAUACAACAGCUUGCAGGAAGUAAAGGCGCCCACUGAGGAGGAGAUGGAGGCCUUCCGCAUGAAACGCUGCCGGCCAGAUGAUCCCAUGGCUUCCUUCCUGGGACAGUGACCUCUUCUUCAUCCCUGCUGCCUCCCCUAAGCUCUCCCCAAGGACUCUAGACUCUACCAGAGCUGCUGCUCGGUGAAACAAAAAUGUGUCAGACUCAUAAAACUCAGCUUUGGUCUCGUAAAUUCAUCACAGGAGACUUCUGUUGAUUUAUGAGCGUGACAAACAGUGUACAGUGUUUUGUGCAUUUUAUUUUGCACCUUUUUGUUUUUUUUAUGCUAGAGGUUUGUAGUUGAUGGUGCAUCGGACAAUAAUAAUGUAAUCUUUUGUUUGUACUUAAUCCAUCUUUGUGGAAAAAAAGUAAAAAUGACAGUUUUCUUGACAGAUUUUCUUGGAUUUGGAAGCCACCCUCAUACCUUUUAGUGCGAUUAAUGCAUCAUUUUUAUAAUAAAAUAUAUAUACCUG